AUGGAUGAGUUUCUGGCUGAUCUACGUGAGCUGGACGAGACGCAGGAGCGCGUUGAGGCUGUAAGUGAUGGCAUGCUACGCGUUCAGCGAACAGGAGAUCCCAUUAAAGCACGGAUGAUGGCAGAAAGCUGGAUCCAAGCAUUACGGGCUAGCGACUUUCAGUCGGAGCGCGUGGCAUUUUUGUACGUGGCCAACCACGUUCUGCAGAAGACCCUAUUUGGUGACCCAGAGAAUGGCAAAACACCGCUAUUUGUGAGUUUAUUCAGUCAGUAUUUAGAGGAGGCCGUGGCUCUUGUGUGCAACUCCCCCAUGGACCGACAAAAUGUCACACGACUUUUAGAAUUAUGGCACGAAAAGCAGGUUUUCACAAACACCCAGGUGCUGAAGAUGUGGCGCUGUACGGGCGAAGAUUUGCCGCAUUUUUUGGAGAAUGCAGCAUCCAUGAAUGGCAUUGCUGGGGACAAACAAGGUGAGAUGAAGAACAUUGAUGCAAAAAGGGAGCUGCCCGACAGCCAUGAUGCAGUUGACGAGCUUCAUGACGAGCUACCCAUAAAGCUCAACUCGCACUCAGUGAAUCCGGUGCUGGACGUGCUAAAGAAGAUGGACCACCACAGAGCGGCAGUGAAAUUUUUGGACCAAAAGAUUAAAGAAAGACAUCAAGUUCUGCUGAACGACACCAUUGCGAGGUAUCAGACUGCAGCGGAUCUCGUCGAAGACAAAUCGAUAGCUUCGUCGCAGAUAAGACAGCGUGCGGAGGAUUGCUUGAGAUUAGUGAAAGUGCGCAAUAAAUUCAUGUCAGAAUUGGGAGACCUAAAAGAGAAGCUUUCGGAAGCUGUUGUCGAUAUGAUCGAUUACGAGGAAGAGGCUGCGACCAAGAUUGAGCAAAAACUCGAGCAAUGUGAUGAAAUUGACUUGGGGCUUAUGGAUCUUGCAGAUCACCAAAAAAAGUUUCCUGAAGAAUGGCUGCGGGCACGAUUCGUUAGUUUGGAGCGUAGGAAGCGGCGUGAGGAAAUUCAGCGUCAAAAAGUUGAACAAAUCGCUCGUUUGCAUCAGGAAGCAAUAGCAGAGAGCGCAAUGCAUGCUAUGAGUCUGGAGGCUGAUAUGAAUUCAAACUCUGCAUCAGAGCUACAGUCGCUAUCUGGGGACCUUCGAGAUCGUCCAAUGGAAAAGGAUUCAAAGACCGACAACGAGAACGAGCUUGUCUGGAAUCCAAUUCGUAAGGAACUAGUGCCGCUUCGAAGUCUCAAUGUUGACUGGGAAGACUGGCGAGAUCAUUAA
Messenger RNA from Plasmopara halstedii, 1278 nucleotides. Its product is annotated as RNA polymerase II-binding domain. The coding region runs from base 1 to 1278 and encodes 425 amino acids. The transcript is spliced from 6 exons. The record is from RefSeq and is a predicted model, not a curated record. Lineage: Eukaryota; Oomycota; Peronosporomycetes; Peronosporales; Peronosporaceae.